Messenger RNA from Xenopus laevis (African clawed frog), 1459 nucleotides. RefSeq names its product transmembrane protein 231 (gene tmem231.S). The coding region runs from base 363 to 1301 and encodes 312 amino acids. Gene Ontology annotation, cellular component: ciliary transition zone; ciliary membrane. The transcript is spliced from 7 exons. NCBI's taxonomy places the organism in Eukaryota, Metazoa, Chordata, Amphibia, Anura, Pipidae. Gene Ontology annotation, biological process: cilium assembly; regulation of protein localization. The record is from RefSeq and is a predicted model, not a curated record.
CAUAUCCGGCGUCUCCUAAAUGCUUCCGGGCGAUGGCGUCCGUUGCCAUAGCUACUUUCCUUAUGGAGACAGAAGCCGAAGUGCGCGCCAAUGUUCUAUGAGCGGUUGUGAGGUUGACUUUUAGCAGUAUAAAGAGAAAUCGGGACUGUGCUCGCUAACUGGUACUCUGUGGAUUACACAGGAAACACAAUUCCCAUAUAGAAGCUUUGUUUAUGGUCAUCUCUUGUGUAUGCCUAUCGCUGGACUGGAAAUAAGAAAAUCCCUGUAGAAAACUGCAGAGACGUAAAGCAGUGUAAAAGCUCUUGCUUUAAACUGGCAUAACAUUUUGUAUCUUAUUCUGCCCCUGCCUUAGCAAAUUCACCAUGGCUCUGUAUGAAGUGUACUCUCACCCUGCCCUCCUUAGAUACAGAACUAGCAUCUGUUCCAAAGCCACACUCUUUCUGCUCAUAGUCCUGGCUCUGACCUACAUCCCUCCCUUACUGGUUGCUUUUCGCAGCUAUGGGUUUUGGUUAAAGCAAAGCACCUACGAAGAACAGCCCAAUGUUCGCUUCCAAUACAACGUCUUGCUAAUUGCUUUGAGCAGCACCACUGGGAAUUAUCUGGCAUGGAGCACAUAUCCAGGAUUUAAUAACUUAGUAGGAGACAAACUUCGAUUACCCCAGAUAUCCGCAAGAGAGGAAGACAAAAAUCAUGAUGGUAAAAUGGAUGUAUUGAACUUCCAGCUGGAGCUUCCUAUGCAACCUACAGAUACUAUUUAUGGUGUACAGCUCAUUCUGACAUUCUCCUACCAACUCAGUAGGAUGUCAACAUUUAUAAUGCAGAGCAUGGCCUUGAUCCAGUACUCCUCUCCAAUUCCUGGAUCUCAGCUUUAUAUCAAUGGGGAUUUGAAGUUGCAACAAAGGCAGCCUCUAAAUCAUAGGGGGUUGGACACAACAUACAACGUGUCUGUGAUAAACCCAAGCAGCCCUUUUGCAAGUACCUAUGCACUCACAAACAUCAUAUCGUCUUACCAGGAAAGAAAUGUGACCACAUUCCUGAAUGCCCCAAGCCCCCUUUGGAUUGUUGGGAGAGCAACUACUGAUCCAUUUGUAAUAAAUGCCGUUAUCCGGUAUCCUGUGGAAUCCAUAUCAUAUGUGCCUGGUUUCUGGGAAAUGCUGAAAUAUGCAUGGAUUCAGUAUGUCAGCGUCCUUCUCAUUUUCCUUUGGGUAUUUGAGAGAAUUAAAAUAUUUGUUUUUCAAAAUCAAGUGCUGAAUACAAUACCAGGCCCAAUGCCAUCUUUGCAUAAAAGUCACCAAAGCUGAUAACCAACCUCAAGUGAUAUAAACUGGAUCAUGAGUAAUCCAUCUGAGGCCUUAAACUGCUGCCAAGAAAUCGAUCUUCCUUUAUUUUGUGAAUACGAUGGCAGAUUCAGCAUGAUUCAGGAUAUUCUUCAGGAACAUGAGAGGAAACAUUCUUUCUA